CAGGCAUUCACACUAAUGGAUCAGAACCGAGAUGGCUUUAUCGACAAGGAAGACCUAAAGGACACCUACGCCUCACUGGGCAAAACCAACAUCAAGGAUGACGAGCUGGAUGCCAUGCUCAAGGAGGCCUCGGGGCCCAUCAACUUCACCAUGUUCCUGAAUAUGUUUGGGGCAAAGCUGACAGGUACGGAUGCUGAGGAGACCAUCUUAAAUGCCUUCAAGAUGCUGGAUCCUGAUGGCAAAGGCAGCAUCAACAAGGACUACAUCAAGCGGCUGUUGAUGUCCCAGGCAGACAAGAUGACCGCUGAAGAGGUGGACCAGAUGUUCCAGUUUGCUACCAUCGAUGCUGCAGGCAACCUGGACUAUAAGGCAUUGAGCUAUGUGCUCACCCACGGGGAGGAGAAGGAGGAGUGAGG
Messenger RNA from Enhydra lutris kenyoni (northern sea otter), 416 nucleotides. Its product is annotated as myosin light chain 5. Gene Ontology annotation, molecular function: calcium ion binding. The transcript is spliced from 5 exons. The record is from RefSeq and is a predicted model, not a curated record. Bases 16 to 414 code for a protein of 132 amino acids. NCBI's taxonomy places the organism in Eukaryota, Metazoa, Chordata, Mammalia, Carnivora, Mustelidae. Gene Ontology annotation, cellular component: cytoplasm.